Messenger RNA from Chenopodium quinoa (quinoa), 957 nucleotides. Its product is annotated as 40S ribosomal protein S27-2-like. Gene Ontology annotation, cellular component: ribosome; cytosolic small ribosomal subunit. The record is from RefSeq and is a predicted model, not a curated record. The transcript has a single exon. Gene Ontology annotation, biological process: translation; ribosomal small subunit assembly. Gene Ontology annotation, molecular function: structural constituent of ribosome; RNA binding. NCBI's taxonomy places the organism in Eukaryota, Viridiplantae, Streptophyta, Magnoliopsida, Caryophyllales, Amaranthaceae. The coding region runs from base 403 to 663 and encodes 86 amino acids.
AGCAUAUGAUUUUGAAAAACAAAAAACACAAAACCAAAGCGAUACCAAAUGGACUAGUUUUCUAAAGGUUAAUUUCAAUUCAUUAAUGAAAUUAUUGUACGGCGAGAGAAGUGACAAAGUUUCUUUUGGGCCCAUCAAAAAACGAGACAUUACUAGAAAACCCCAGGGAAGCAAAACACACACUAGAAUAUCAACGAAUUUUCAUCCUCAAAACCCUAUUUUCUUAAAUCCUUAAACCUACAUAACACACACCCUAAAACUUAUAUAAACGCAUAAUUUCAUAAUAUCUAAACCCUUGCUGCCACUUCUCUUUUUAAAUCAGAAACUCAAAAUAAAUUCUUAAUCAUAUUCAUUGUUAUAUAUUGAUCAUAAAUUUACCCUACUAGCAAAAAAACAACAAUCAUGGUGUUGCAGAACGACAUAGAUUUGCUAAACCCGCCGGCAGAGCUGGAGAAGAAGAAGCAUAAGCUGAAGAGGUUGGUGCAGACCCCAAACUCGUAUUUCAUGGACGUUAAGUGCCAAGGUUGCUUCGCCAUUACGACUGUAUUCAGCCACUCUCAAACUGUCAUCAUGUGCCCUAAUUGUCAGACUGUUCUUUGUCAGCCUACUGGUGGCAAGGCUAGGCUUACCGAGGGUUGCUCCUUUCGCCGAAAGGUUGAUUAAUAUGGUUUUUGACGAGGUUCGCCUUGUGGAUGUUGGUCUCUACGGAAAUUAUGAUGUCAUUAGGGUUGUUUAUGCUUAGUUUCAUGCAUCAUGGGAGAAAUAAUUUAUCUUUGUAUCGUGGUAAUUAUUAGGAUUUUGUGAUAUUUUUAUGGUAUUAAUCAUCAUUUCCAUGUGUUUGUUCUGAUUUACGUUUUAUGUUAUGUGGUGAUCAUAAUUCAAUAAAGUUUACCAGUUUGUACCAUUCGUCUAUUGUAUUUUAGGGAUAAUCUAUGCAAUGUGAUUAUACGUUGGUCC